Anoplopoma fimbria (sablefish) is the source of this 7216-nucleotide messenger RNA. RefSeq names its product calcineurin binding protein 1 (gene cabin1). The record is from RefSeq and is a predicted model, not a curated record. Lineage: Eukaryota; Metazoa; Chordata; Actinopteri; Perciformes; Anoplopomatidae. Gene Ontology annotation, molecular function: nucleosome binding; protein binding. Bases 247 to 7113 code for a protein of 2288 amino acids. The transcript is spliced from 41 exons. Gene Ontology annotation, cellular component: nucleus. Gene Ontology annotation, biological process: chromatin organization.
GUGUGACGCAAACCCUCGUAACGUUAGCAACAACAAAGGAUGAAGAACAAAUGAAGUUACAAACUUGCUUUGUGCUCGUUUGUGACACACGUCCACAUGUGACAGUAGUGUUUAUUUUAAACAUGUUUAGAGUUUGCUGCCUUGCUGUAGUUAUAGCAACGAUGCAAAUGCAUUUAAAGCGGGAAUGAACGAUCCUAUCCAAAGCUACACACUGUGAAGGCGGAAGGUCUGCUGGCCACAUUAACAAUGAUUCGCAUAGCAGCACUGAAUGCUGCCUCGACAGCUGCAGAUGAGUCUGAAGACCCCUUUAGAAGUAGCAAGAGUCGGACAAAAGAGGCUCAGGAAGCCGAGGCAUUUGCUUUAUAUCACAAAGCGUUAGAUCUCCAAAAACAUGACAAGUUUGUGGAAUCUGCCCAGGCCUAUCAUGAGCUUCUCAAAACUCCCCUGCUCAAAGAGGCCAUGCCCUCGGAUGAUCAGAAAGUGGGUCUCAAGCAUCCCGGACUGAUGUUGAAAUAUUCUACUUUUAAAAACUUGGCUACUAUGGCUGCAUUGGGGGAUGACCUGGAGACGGCUAUGGAGUUUUAUUUGGAGGCAGUUAUGUUGGAUUCCACUGAUGUCAACAUGUGGUACAAAAUUGGUCAGGUGGCUGUGCGACUGGUGCGCAUUCCUCUGGCUCGACAUGCCUUCGAGGAGGGAUUGCACUGUAACCCAGACCACUGGCCCUGCCUGGACAACCUCAUAACUAUUCUCUACACACUCAGUGACUACACCUGCUGCUUGUACUUCAUCGCUAAAGCCCUAGAGAGGGAUCAUUGCUACACUAAAGGCCUGGUGUUAAAGGAGAAAAUAUUUAAGGAGCAGCCCUGUCUGAAGAGGGACACGAUGCAGAUGUUCAUGAAAUGUGAUAUGUCUAUUCACUAUGUGGAAGUGGAGAUUGAAGAAAGCAAAUCCAUUGUGGAGGAGGCCCUGGAGUUACGGAAGCGCAGACAGGCUCUCUCUCACUGUGAACCAAAACCCGACCUUGUCCUGGUUCAGCCCAUCCGCUGCCUCUCAUGGAAGCAUGUGGGUGAGGGCCUCCUUGCAAUGUACAGACAUCAGACCACAUGUGAGCCACCUCACCCGAGUCUUGGCCGCAGAAUUGAUUUGUCAGAGUACCGUGACCCAAACUUCCUCCAGAACCUCCCCCAACCCAGCAGCCCUAUCAGUAUGGCCCAGACCACUGUGCUGAGCAGCAGCCCCAGCUCAUCCCUGCCACCAAUGGUCCUCCCUGAACCAGCAGUGAUGCCCCAACCCAGCACUCAACCUCAGAUUACCCCAGCCCAGACCACAGUAGAGGUCACAACUUCUGCUCCCCCAGUCGUGACAGCAAUAGAAGUUUCACUGACAGAUAAAGUGAAGAAAGCCCCGAAAAGGAAACGAGUUGUAGAAGAUAGCGGGGAGACAGCCAAGCGGCGUUCGGCACGUGUUCGAAACACAAAAUGCAAGAAAGAAGAGAAGAUUGAUUUUCAGGAGCUACUUUUUAAAUACCUGCCUUCCAGGCUAAAGAAGUUUGAUCCUGACAAUGAUGAUGAGAGUCUGAGUAAUCUUGACACUCCGUGUGAUGCGAAGGAGGACAUGCAGCCUCUACAUGGGAGUUGCCCGCCUGCCGACUCGGUUGAAUACAUGGAAUCUGAACAACAGGAUGUCCACAACUUCCUGCUCAAUAAUAUGACCAAUGGUGGCAUACUGGAUGUGAUGAUGCGCUAUCUGAAAGCAGUGGGUCAGAAGUUUCUGGUAGAGUGGCCUCGGGGGCUGACUGCUGUGGUUCUGGAGGUCCAUCAGACCUGGAGGAAGCACAGCAGUGGUCUUCCUAACCCUCUGCUCCGGGAUUGCAGCAACCAACACAUUCGGGAAAUGUUGGCCAUGAGCUUAGCGUGUAUGGAGUUGCAGUUGGAGCAAUGGAUACACAACAAAGGGAAGACUUUGUCUCCAAGAAGAAGCAGCAGCAUUUGUCCCAGCAGUGAUGCAGCUGACUCCGAAUUCCCUGGGCAGCACUUCCAGAGUGAUUUGUUACUUCUGGCCUUAGGUUCAUCCCAAAAAGACCUGUUUGAGGAUGACUGGCUGGAUGUCAUGGUGCGCGUCUACUGGCUGAAGGCACGAUUCUUGGCCCUGCAGGGAGACAUGGAGUCGGCCCUGGAGAGCUAUGAUGUCUGUGUUGGCCUGUUGCAGAGCAAACCAAAGACCCCUGAUGGGAAACAUUACACCAUCAGUCUGCCUAACCUUCGGGUAGAUGCAGCAAUCUCUGUGGAGGAGAUUGACAAGAGGCUGAAGUCUCUGGAGCGUUGUCAGUCUUUGGAGGAGAUCCAGCGUCUCUUCGAGUCUGCAGAAUAUGACUCAGUUGUGCGCCUGCUGCAGCCCACUCUUAAUUAUGGCAACCGGAGUAAACCUCUAGAGUUUGUGAGCUCAGCACCAGAGCGGCCUGCUCAGCUGAUGCUACUGCAGAAUGCUCUGUUGAAGCUGGAGGACUACCAGCAAUGUUUUGAGUGCAGCGAGAUGGCUCUGAAUGAAGCCCUGCAGCAGCUCAACUCUGCUGCACACAACUCUCCCCCUAGUAAGGAGGAGUGGGUCAGUACUAUUGGAGAGUUGCUGGAUGGCACCGAGAUCUGCUUCAUCAAAGACUCAGAGCUUCUAAGCAAUGUCCCCCACUUCUCUAGUAUGGCGCGACUGGCAAACAAUCUAAUUCAGCUGAUUGAUUUGAGCAUGAACAUUUCCGACGAUCCCAAGGAGCCUUAUUUCUUCUCGGUUCUGCCUUGGAUCAUCCUGUAUCGCAUUAUCAAACAUGAGGAGGCUGCUUUUAACUGUAUGCUUCGACAGCAUAUUUCUUUAGGGGAUGAUGAAGAUGAGUCAGACACUCCCAUGCUGCCCUCCUCCCUGAUGCUUCUGAACACAGCCCAUGAGUAUCUUGGCCGUCGCUCCAUGUGCUGCAACUCCGAUGGCGCACUCCUCAAGUUCUAUGUUCAAGUUUUGAAAAAAGAGGUUGCAGUGUCUUCCAACAAUGACGCUCAUCCCUACAAAGAGGAGUUGGAAAUGGCCUUGGAGCAGUGCUUUUUCUGCCUCUAUGCCUACCCUAGUAAGAAGAGCAAGGCCCGCUACCUUGAGGACCACUCAUCUCCACAGGUUGAGCUACUCUGGUGUGAUGCGCUCUUUAUGUUCCAGUAUUUCAAACCAAAGUCACUGCCUGAGUUUGACAGCUAUAAGACGAGCACAGUGUCUGCGGAAUUGGCCAAUCUGCUGAGGAGGUUUGCUGGCAUCGCCCCCACGAGUGACACCCCCACUCUCACCAUGGAUGAAGUGGCAGCCUAUAUUGAGGGCAUAAUAGAAAAGGCCCCAUGUCUUCCUGAGGGUAGUGCUCCUGCACCUCCGAUCAUUAAUGAGAUGUACUACCUGCUGGCUGAUUACCAUUUCAAGAACAAGGAGCAGUCCAAAGCCAUCAAGUUCUAUAUGCAUGACAUAUGCGUGUGUCCCAACAGGUUUGACUCCUGGGCCGGUAUGGCUUUAGCUAGGGCCAGUCGUAUUCAGGAAAAGCUCAACUCCAAUGAGCUGAAAAGUGACGUUCCUAUAUGGAAACACUCCCAGGCAGUGCUUAACUGCUUUAAGAGGGCCCUGGAAAUAGACAGCUCCAACCUGUCUCUGUGGAUCGAGUACGGUACCAUUUCAUAUGCGCUGCACACAUUUGCUUCAAGGCAGCUAAAGCAGUGGCGCAACGAGCUCCCCCCAGAGGUGGUUAAACAGAUGGAAGAAAGGAGAGACUCAAUGUUGGAGACAGCAUCCCAGUGUUUCCAGGGGGCUUCCCGUUGUGAGGGUGACAGUGAUGAAGAAGAGUGGCUCAUUCACUACAUGCUCGGGAAGAUAGCAGAGAAACGCAAAAAGUCUCCUGUGGAAUAUCUGCAGCUUUACAAAAAGGCAGCCCACUAUCUGCAUGAAGAAGCUGCUAGGUACCCCCGGAAAAUCCAUUACCAUAAUCCUCCUGACCUUGCCAUGGAGGCCCUGGAGUUGCAUUUCCGUCUCAGCGCCACCACUCUAAAACUAUUAGAAGGGGAUGUUCCUGAUCUGGAACACGAGCUCUUCUUCACUUUGCUGGUUGAAGCCGCUACCGGGCCAUUUGCCAGGGGGGAAGAGAAGAGCAUGCCAAGCAUGCCUAGGUCCCUUGAAAAGGAGAAACCCCCCUCCAUGACGGAUGAAGACUUUAAUUGCUCGUCAGUUUGCAUAGGGAACGUCAUCGGCUCCCCGCGUCUGUCAGCUGCCACCCCAGGUCUGACAUCCCCGCCUUACGUGGCCACGCCGUUUGACCAUGAUUACGCCAAACGCAAAACACUCCGACGACAGCAGUGGCAGCAGCAGCGGCAUGAGGAGCAGCAGGCUGAUGGUUCAACAUUUUCAAGGGGAGUGGCAUCGAAUCUGUAUUCAGUUGUCAAGAAAGCCUCACCAGAGUUUGACCAUGAUUACUGCCUGCCCAGGUCUCCAAUGUGGCUGGCUUCACUGAAUGAACGCAGUCAGGACAGUGAUGUGGUGAUUCUCUCUGACUCCAACUCCACCCAGGAUGCCUUCACAGAUCCCACCAGCUCACAAGACAGCAGCCACAAACCUGCUUCUGGGAAAGCCAGUUCAUCCUCAUCAGAAAGUACCACCCCUGUGAAGGACGGACAGUUUGCAUCUGAGGACACAGUGUCACAUGGAGAACAUUCUGGCAUCCAGGCGGAAGAAAAAGUUCUCCAGGAAGGGGUAGAAGCUGUGGUGGUGACACUCCCUGAGUCUUCAGCCCCCAAGGUCUCUUCGGACCAUUGUUCUUAUCCUCUGCCUGUCCCAGCCACCCCUCCAAAGCCAGCCCACCUUCAACAGGCUGCUCCUCAAACCCCAGUCAGUGAAGGAAAAAGGAAGCCAGAGCCCCCCGCUGAGGUGAUCGAGGUGCCCAAGGCCCUGCCCACAGAGCGCGGCGACCAGAGACGUAUGCUGGUGCAAAUGUGUGUCCGUGCUCUCUUCCUCUGCCUCGGCCGCUUCCCUCAGCACUACAAGAGUCUCUAUCGACUGGCCUUCUUCUACACCAACAGCAAAACCCAUCAGAACCUACAGUGGGCCCGAGAUGUGUUGCUAGGAAGCAGUGUCCCAUGGCAACAGCUGAAGCACAUGCCAGCACAAGGACUUUUCUGUGAAAGAAACAAGACAAACCUGUUCAAUCAGAUUCUGAACCUCCCUUACACAACAGGAAGCAGGAAAAACAAGUUGUGUUUGCUUAGUAUGUUUACGGUGGACAGCUGGAGAGACACGACCCGAGUUGAAAGAGAGGAAAGGAAGAAGGGCAUCUGGCGUAUUCCAGUGGAUGAGAUUGAUCGCCCGGGAAGUUUUGCAUCUCAUAUGAACCGAUCCAUUGUCCUCUUGUUGGAGGUGUUGUCUCAGCUUAAGGAUCACGAUACUCUGGUGAAAGUCUCUUUUAUGCUGCAGAGAACCCCUGACCAGGGAAAGAAGUAUUUACGGGAUGUUGAUCGCCAGGUUUUGGCCAAGAGAGCAUUCUUCCUAACUGUAAAAGUCCUGGAGGACAAUCUGAACAGUCUCACAGGGGUGUCUGAGCAGCUUCACAAAGCGCCUGUGCCCUCCAUGGGGGAGAUGACCACAACAGACGCAUCCAACAGGCCCAGUUCGGAGGACAGCAAACAUGCUCCACCUAAGAAGCCUGGGAUCACGGAGGGAGCCUGUGCAACAGACAUAGGGCCCAAGGAAGCCUCCCAGGCACAACUCCCCCCUCCACCGUCAUCCGUAGAUAAAGGGAGUAAAGUUCAGGAAAUCUACCCUGGGAAGGUAGAGACUGCUGGCACGGAGGGACACAAAGCGGGGACAGAGGAGCCCAUGGAGAUGGACUCUGGCCUCUGGAGGAGGCCUUCUAUAACCACAGAUUCUCAGGGCAUCCAAGCAGAGGCUGAGACCUCCCUGAGUGUCGUGGAGCCCCAGCAGAAAGUGACUGACAGCAGCCGGACACCAGAGCUGUCUCUAGAGGAGCUAAGUAUCAGUUCCAGGCAGCAGCAGCUCCAAGCCUCGGCAACCAAGGUCACUGUGGCAGCCGGCGGGACUGAUCAGGGGAUACUACGGCGGCCAAACAGGAAAAGGAAGCUUCUUGAGGAUGUGGAGUCCGGAAAAACGUUACUGCUUGAUGCCUACAGGGUUUGGCAGCAAGGCCAGAAAGUCAUGACCUACGACCUGGCUCGCAUUGAAAAGAUCAUGUCAGAGACUUAUAUGCUCAUGAAACAGGUUGAUGAGGAUGUCGCUCUGGACCAAGCUGUGAAGUUCUGCCAGAUACAGUUGGCCACUUCUGCCCAAAGACAGUCUGCAGGCGAUGCCCCGACCACACCCAAGUGCACCAAGGACCACCGAGACGUCUUCUUCCCCGCCUCCCUGUCGUCACCUGUCCUUCUCAGCCACACUACCUGCCACCCGCUGUCCACCCUGGAGGGUCAAGCCAAAGUGGUGUUUGAGCCCCUGAGCAAGCUGUCCAGACCUCAAGCCUCAGGCUUCCACGAUCAGCACAGGAGAGCAGCUAGCCACCCCGCUGCGGCCAUGGCCUUCCUACCACACACAGAGGAGCGGGAGGAGCCCUCAGAGGGACUCGCGUACCGACAGCAGGAGUCGCACCUUUGUCAGCAGAUGAAACUCGCCACUGUAUCCCAAGGCCAAGAGUCAGCAGCAGCCUGGUUCCAGGAGGAAACCGCCACAUGUAGCACCGCACAACCUAGCCAAGACCAGCAGCAGUAUGCCAGCGAUGAUCAGUCUAAACUUCCAGACCCCAACCGAAUCCGCUCCCGUGUCCCACAAAACAUGCCAAAGCUUUUCAUCCCUUCCACCGUCACCAAGUUCCCACCAGAAAUCACAGUAACCCCUCCGACACCCACACUUCUGUCCCCGAAAGGCAGCAUCUCAGAGGAAACCAAACAAAGACUUAAGAACGUCAUCCUGUCAUCUCAGUCUGCAGCCACAGUCAAAAAGGACACUCUGAGCCAGCCGGCGCUGGAGGUGCAGGAGACAUCCAGCCAGGAGUCGUCUCUGGAAAGCGAGUCGGACGAAGAGGACGAUUACAUGGACAUCUGAGCCGCCGAAGGCCUUGUGUGCACGCAGAAACUGAACAAAACUUUUCGUCGCAACUUGGCGUCACCUCUGUGCCCUCGUACUUAAAAAAAAAAAAAAAAAAGAA